CAUAUUUCGAACAUUUCGAAACAAAACAGAAACAGUUUUAUUUUGCCGAGAGAUUAUCGAGAACCUAUUAUAAAUUAAAUAAUUUUUAAUUAUUUGGUGUAAAAUCUAACUAUCUCAAUUGAUAGUAUAACUUUAAGACUUCUUAAACAAAAAGUCGUGAUUCGCUGUUGUAAGAAACAUGGGAACCUUGUUUGAUCAUUUGAAGAAUUUGUUUGACAAUGAAUUAUAUUCGAAUGCUAAAACAUUGGCGACAAUGAUACUGUCUGUAUUUGAAACUAACAGAGCGAUUCUAGCACCUCAGCAACAUUUUUACACCCUAAUUUAUUAUGCGGAAUCACUCUACCAAGAACAUCAGUACCGGGAAGCCGAGGGAAUCUUCCGUCAAGCCCUGCAAGCUAAACGACUUCUACCGAAGGCUAAAUCUCCAGGAGGUAAAGUUAUUGAAAAUCCAACGGAUAUUUUCUCGGAAGUAGAAAUAAAAUUCAAAACAGCCAAAUGUCUGAUCGAGAUCAAAAGAUUCCGCGAUGCAAUAGUUGUGCUGCAAUCCUUAUCAAUUAAGCAACGUACUGCGAAAGUGAAUAUGCUAUUAAGUCGGUUAUAUCACAACCAUGGGCACGAGAGAAGCGCAAUUGGCACUUACAAAGAAGUAUUAAAAGAUUGUCCACUGGCUUUUGAAGCUAUAGAAGGUUUACUUUCCUUAGGAACGAACGGUAUCGAGGUUAAUACUUUAGUGCUGAAUGCAACUCUAGCGCCUCAAUGUAACGAUUGGCUGAGCAAUUGGAUAAAGGCUCAUGCUCAUAUUCAGAACCGCAAAUAUUCGGAGGCCAUUCAAACUCUUAAAUCCGUUGAAUCCAAUACUGCACUAUCUAAUUAUCAUCAGCUUCUUGUUUUGAUUGGAGAAUGUUACUAUCAUAACGGGGAGUACGAAAAUGCGUAUACAUAUUUGAAAAGAGCACAUAGCUUAUACCCGUACAUGAAGAAUGGCGUUCAAAUUCUGGCUAUUUUAAUGGCUAAGAAAAAAAAGGUUAGCGAACUUGAGAAAAUGAUUGCACCGACUUCAACAUUUCCAUACGAAUACUCUUCGGAAAUGUGGUUUGUAAUGGCACAAUACCUCUACUCAACGGCCAAGUAUGAUAAAGCUGUCUAUUUUGUUCAGAAGGCUUGUUUUCUUAAUCCAAAAAAUGCUGAAGCUCUUAUACUGAAGGCAGAAAUUUUACUUCAAUUAAAAAAAUACCAAGAAGCAAUCGCUCAUCUUAGAUUUGCACAGCAGUUUGCGCCGUACCGCUACGAGGUGCAUAAAGUGCUGGUUGAAACCUAUUUGAACAUGAAUCGAUUGCGUGAGGCUCAAGCACAAGCACUGAAAGCGUUGAAAACUAUUGGCGAAACUCCUCGGCUGUUAGUGCUUCUUGGUCGAACGUAUCUUAAGGAUGAGGGCAUAACAAAGGCAAAAGCUAAAACGUUAUUCCAAAAAGCGCUCGAAUUGAAUGAAAAUUAUUUACCAGCAGUUUAUUUGCUGGCAGAUGUUUAUCAGCAGGAAAACGAUGUCACUAACUGUAUGAAGCUAUUGAAGAAGCAUGCAAUGUUAACCCAAAACUGUAAAUUGCAUGCUAUGCUUGGAGAUUUGCUAAGUAACGACAAGGACCAUACAGGAGCAUUGGAGCAUUAUACAAUUGCACUCAACCUUGACCCAACAAAUCGUUGUGCAAUGGCAGGUCUUUCAGCCAUGGGACAUAGUGGCACGAGUGGUACGGGUGCAGCAAUGAAUUCUUCAUAUUUAGAGUCCUCAAUGGCUGAUGACAUUAGUGAUGUUCAAGAUAAUCCACUAGAAAUGAUUGAAAUCCCUCAAGGAGUCCAAAACGACUUAGAAUCUGAAAGUGACAUCAUGUGGUCCGAUGUCGAAAUAGAAAUAAACCAAUAGUUCUUUUAAUUUUUACACAACUCAUUUUAUGACUAUUACAUAUAACUAAAUAAAAACAUAAUUCAGAUAGGUACUUUAUUAUCAUAAA
Messenger RNA from Uranotaenia lowii, 2006 nucleotides. RefSeq names its product anaphase-promoting complex subunit 7 (gene APC7). Gene Ontology annotation, biological process: cell division. NCBI's taxonomy places the organism in Eukaryota, Metazoa, Arthropoda, Insecta, Diptera, Culicidae. Gene Ontology annotation, molecular function: protein binding. Bases 179 to 1918 code for a protein of 579 amino acids. The transcript is spliced from 4 exons. The record is from RefSeq and is a predicted model, not a curated record.